AUGGAUAUCACAGGAUUUAUUGUAACGCAUAGGGCGGAAGCCCUGUCAAUGGGCGACUACAACAAGUAUCGAGCGAUGUUGACACGACGAUUGCAUACCCUCAACAAACGACUUGGAAGAACCACGCCCAAGCACAAAAAGUUCUCCGGCAAAGCAGUUAUCACGUCUAGUGACAUAGCUAAAGAUCAUAGUUAUGUUCGGAUACUACUUCUCUACGCGGAGCGAGCAUGGGCAGAAGCCAUGCACAUGCGAUCCGUUCAUUCCCAGGACACCUCGAAGAAAGGGAUGGUUGGAUCGGCAAGGCGACAUAUAAUCUCCCGGUUGACUAAGUCUACCGUCUACGCAAAGCAGCUGGCAUCUGCACUUGAGAAUCAGCAGGAAGCAGGCGCUUCUCGAACGGAUUUCUUAGAAGCACAUGCGUAUCUGGCCACACUGGCAACGGCGUGUUGGAUGGAGAGGCGGCAGUGGGAAAAGUGCCUGAAGCAGGCAUCCCUGGCGCGGGUUUUAUAUGCUGCGCUGGAGAGGCAGGAUAAGCAAGGCAACAUUCAGGAAGUUAUUUCGGGCACUGUUGAUCCAAGCAUACGCUACUCUGCGUAUCAACUUAAGAUACCCCGGUCAAUCCCUCUAGGCACAAUUGCAAAGAAGUAUUUUCCGGCUGAGAGCCCAUUGAGAGGGGAAGUAGAGGCCAUUGACCCGCACUGUUUAAGUGAGGAUACGGCGGAGGGAGGACUAGACGCUGCUACCGGCUCAGGAGAAGGGCAGGCAUUCCCACAAACCAUCACUUGGAGGUCAAGGACAGUGAAGAUUGAAGAUGCAGCGAUAUCACAGGCUUUGGCGUCUGCAGCUUCUGCAGAGGCUCAGCUGUCGGCCUGGAUUGCAAAGCAAGGUGGUCAAAAGGCGUCUGCGAAAGAAACUGCAGCCAACUAUGACAGUGUGAUAAUUGCGAGCCAGGAUGCCGUUGAUGCAACGAAGGCGGCGAUUGACGAGUUGACCAGCGAAGGAAUAGAUCAGGGUGAUGCCCGGAUGCAGAGCCUACAGAUUACGAAGACGGCCGUCAACUACCGGCUAGUGGGCUGGCGUGUCGGUAGGAACAGGGUGCUUUGUGGUGACGCUGACGGAUUGAACUUUACUCCGCCAACGACCGCUCGCCGAAAGGGAAAAGAAGAAGUGGAAACUGCCAAACAGGAAAGCCUGGGUAGACGAAUUGGGCGUCUUCGAGAACAUGUAGUGCUGUACGACUCUAUCCUGCAGAGCCUGGAAUCCGUCAAGGAGCUUCCUGGCGUUGCGGCCGAUGCGGCUUUUGUUCGAGAACUUGAAGCCAAGCACUCCUACUUCAAGUCAUUACGGUGUCUCGCCAUUGGAAGGUCUCACGGCUUCCGGUCAGAGUCCAAAAACGCUCUUGCACUAUUCAUCCGCGCCGUUGAGCUUGUAUCCAAGGCCCUCCCGUCGUGCAGCGAAGAGACGGAUGACGCACCAGGCCACCCACUCGGCGUCGACGUCUCACGAUCGCAGGCAGAAGAGCUGCAUGUCCAACUUCAGCAUCUCGUGUGGCAGUAUCGCGGCAUAGUGGAGAUCGAGAAGCUGGCGGCCGAGUCUGACCAGCGAGACCCGGCAACGCUGCCUCCUGUCGUGCGGAGGAUGCAAGAAUAUCACCUUGACGGGGUGAAUCUCAGCAACCUUGUGGCCUAUCCACCGAGACUAGAGCCCAUCCCGGUCAAGCCUAUCUUCCUCGAUCUGGCGUGGAACUACAUCCAGUAUCCGAUGGAGAAGAAGGGCGGCGCCGUCCUCUCUGACGCUGCGGGGGCCACCAGUGCGGCGACAGCUGAGCCGGCUCCAUCUGCGGAGCCGAAGAAGGAGACCAAAAAGGGCUGGUUUGGAUUUGGUCGUUGA
Molecule: messenger RNA, 1890 nt
Organism: Nannizzia gypsea CBS 118893
Lineage: Eukaryota; Fungi; Ascomycota; Eurotiomycetes; Onygenales; Arthrodermataceae
Exons: 3
Coding region: 1-1890 (629 amino acids)
Biological process (GO): SRP-dependent cotranslational protein targeting to membrane
Cellular component (GO): signal recognition particle, endoplasmic reticulum targeting
Molecular function (GO): 7S RNA binding; endoplasmic reticulum signal sequence receptor activity; signal recognition particle binding
Source: RefSeq, a predicted model, not a curated record